UCUUCCACCAAACGAUCCUCUUCCUCUAUCACCACCUCUGAAUCCGCCACGUCCUCGCGCAUCACCUCGGAAGGCCAUUGUUGUUGUGGACAGCGGGAGUUGUGGCAGGCUGUCCUUGAAUCUUGGGGAAAAUAAUUUUGCUGCAGCUGCAUCUGCAUCUCCAUGUUUAGAGCGGUGGUCGGACGGCACGUGACUGACACCUCAUUUUUACGGACUGCCACACGUUCCCAUACCCACCAGUGCCACCCAGGUGGCAUAAUAUUCAAUCUCCAUACAUCUCCACUCCGAUCUUUCGCUAUGAGCCACCAGAAGAAAGUCAGCCUCAAUCCUCACGAUCUCUGGGGGGUUUUGAAAGGUGACGGUAUGACUCAAAACGGCUCCGCUGGCCCUGACUCAUCUGCCCCUGAGGCCAACACAUCAAAGAGACCCGUGAGCCCAACUUCCACCAAGAAACUUCCCAACAGACCGAAAGAAAUGUCUACUCAAGCGGCGCCUCCUGCGGCGCAUCAAGCGCCCAAAUCACUCCCUGACUUCAUUGUGGAAAGAAACCAGCUCUUCGACCAGCUGAAGAAGCAGCGUGAUGAAGAACUCGCCAGCAGGGAGAAACCAACAAUUCAGGUCAACCUCGUUCCCGCACCGGGCCAGGAGACCACUGUCGAGGGCAAGGCCUGGGAAACCACGCCGGGUCACCUGUUGAGGAAUCUGCCCAAAGACCGGGCUGGUCAAGUCGUGGUGGCCAAAGUCGAUGGUCAACUCUGGGAUCUAGACAGGCCGCUGGAAAAGGACAGCAAAGUGUCAUACCUCACGUUUGACGACCCCGAAGGCCGUGAUGUCUUUUGGCACUCUUCGGCCCACGUGCUUGGUGAAUGUGCCGAGCACGAGUACGGCUGCCGCCUCUCCCAUGGCCCUCCUACGGCUAUGGGUUUCUUCUACGACAUGGCGCUCGAACCUGGCAAAGCCGUCCGUGAAGCCGAGUGGCCCUCUCUGGAGAACCGUGCGAAGAGAUUCGCAAAGGACAAACAAGCUUUCGAACGUCUCGAAGUCUCCAAGGACAACCUCCGCAAGAUGUUUGGCUACAGCAAAUAUAAGAUGCACUACAUUGAGAAGUUUGUGCCCGACGGGGAGUCCUCCACGGUGUACCGCAACGGCACACUGGUGGAUUUGUGCCAGGGGCCGCAUAUCCAAAACACUCGCAAAAUCGAAUCCUUCAAGAUCAUGAAGAACAGCUCCGCGUAUUUCCUGGGCGACCAGAACAACGACUCCCUUCAGCGCAUUCACGGCGUCGCUUUCCCCACGAAACAACAACUGAAAGACUGGGAACAUUUCCUCGAGGAGGCCAAGAAGCGCGAUCACCAGGUCAUUGGCCAACAACAGAAACUAUUCAUGUUCAGUCGGGUGUCUCCCGGUUCACCCUUCUUACUACCCCAUGGGACUCGCAUUUUCAACGCCCUCCAACAAAUGCUUCGCGAUCAAUACUGGGAACGCGGCUACCAGGAGGUCCAGUCCCCCAACAUGUACGACGUGGACCUAUGGAAAACCUCGGGCCACUGGCAACAUUACCAAGACGACAUGUUCCGGGUGAUAGUGAAGGAUGACUCUGCCGAACCCAUGCCGUUGAGCGACAAGAAACCAGACGGCAAAACCCCUCUCGCGGAAAUCAAGGAUAAGGACAAGGGCGUUUUCGCCCUGAAACCGAUGAACUGUCCGGGUCACUGCGUCAUGUUCGGCGACGAAGAGCGGUCCUAUCGCGAGCUCCCUUGGCGGGUGGCAGACUUUGGUGUCCUUCAUCGUAAUGAGGCCUCGGGUGCUCUCUCUGGGCUCACCCGGGUACGCAAGUUCCAGCAAGACGACACGCACAUCUUCUGCACCAACGAGCAGGUGCAGUCCGAAAUCGAGGCGCUGUUCGACUUCAUGUCUCACGUCUACAGCCUGUUCGGGUUUCAGUUCAAGCUGAAAUUCUCCACCCGGCCCGAAGGAUACAUGGGCACGUUGGAGGACUGGAACGCUGCUGAGGCUCGCCUGAAGCAAGCUCUCAUCAACUUCCGCGGUGACGACUGGGAGAUGAACGAGGGGGACGGCGCCUUCUACGGCCCAAAGAUUGAUGUUACGAUCUCCGACGCGCUGGGCAGAGAGUUCCAGUGCGCGACCAUCCAGCUGGAUUUCCAAGGCCCCCAGAACUUCAAGCUCGAAUACCGCACCAGCGAAUCCGGCGAUGCCAUCGCCCAGCAGUCCGAGGAACACCGCGAGCGCGAUCCAAAGGCACCAGCACCGGGCAUGGCGCGCCCCGUCAUGAUCCACCGCGCCAUCAUCGGCUCCUUUGAGCGCUUCAUCGCCAUCCUGUGCGAACACUUUGCGGGCAAGUGGCCAUUCUGGCUCUCCCCUCGCCAGAUCCUGGUCAUCCCCGUCAUGAAGUCCGCCGAGGAUUACGUGCGAGAGAUCCAGGCGAUAUUCCACAAGGCGCGCAUGUACGUGGACAUCGACGUCAGUGGGAACACGCUGCAGAAGAAGAUCCGGAACGGGCAGCUGGCGCAGUAUAAUUUCGUCUUUGUCGUCGGCGCGAAAGAAAAGGAAACCCGCACCGUCAACAUUCGAAACAGAGACGACCCGGCCACGCAGAAGAUGGGCGAACUGAUCCCGCUCGAGAAGGCGCUGGAGAGGCUGACCCAGCUGCGUGACGAGAGGAGGCUUGAAAACAAGAUCGACAUGACUCACUAGGUCGCUUGCCCUGUUUGCCAUCAAGCCAGCCAGAUACCUCGCAAGCCACUAGCCACGCACCCAAGUCAGAUAGAACGAAUCAGCAAAGCCCAAUGAGCGAAGAGAUGGAUAGAAGCAAGAUCAAUAUGAGACGAACACGUAGAUGUUGACGGCCUCUGAUAUAACAAAAAAAAGCUUCGUUAGCUGUGCACAUCCGCAAGAUCGUUGUUGAGCUUGAGCGGAGAAAGUAUCGGCAAUGGAAAUCAGGCGCCGAAAGAGAUAGAUUGUCACGAUCAAGGUCAGCAAGCAUGCACACGGCGACUCGAAGACAUUGCAGGAGAAUCCUCAACUCUGGAGAGGCGUGUUCCCGAGUGAAAAAGAACACCAGGACGUUGGCUCCGAAGAGAGACAUAUUCAGACCGAAUUGACUUCAACUUUCCUCAUGUCCUGGAAAUUCCUUUUCUGCUCUUCUGCUCUUCCUUAGAUCGGUGAAUCGACCUCUCUUAUAACAUUGCCAUUCUCGGGAAAGGGAUGACUGUUGUUCAGUUCAUUCCACAAGCAUGCAU
Cladophialophora immunda is the source of this 3260-nucleotide messenger RNA. Its product is annotated as threonine-tRNA ligase. Gene Ontology annotation, molecular function: threonine-tRNA ligase activity; ATP binding. Bases 163 to 2715 code for a protein of 850 amino acids. Gene Ontology annotation, biological process: threonyl-tRNA aminoacylation. NCBI's taxonomy places the organism in Eukaryota, Fungi, Ascomycota, Eurotiomycetes, Chaetothyriales, Herpotrichiellaceae. The record is from RefSeq and is a predicted model, not a curated record. The transcript is spliced from 2 exons. Gene Ontology annotation, cellular component: cytoplasm.